AUGCCAAAGAAGGCCAGGUCCAAGAACUUAGCAAGGAGGAGGAAAUGUUCCGGAUCAAAAGAAGGUGGUGAACCAGCAAAAAAGAAGAAAAAAGAACCAGGUGUCCUGAGACCACCACAAGAAACGAAUCCAACCAUCCAUGAACAACCGCCGCUCGAAGAGCCAAGUGACCUAGCGACAACAGCAGUACAGGAUGAUGGUGCGCCUGUCAAUGAAUUGGAAUUUGAGGAUGUUGUCUUGGGAGAUAUUCCUCCAAAGGGUCUACUUGAUAAUCCCAAUAUCAGGUGUAAGCAAAUCGAAUCCAAGAGGAUCUGCAUCGAAUAUAUUUUCAUCAAUGUUCAUCACGCUCCUCCAAGGGAGAAAUGGUCUGGCAAAAACGGAGUUUCUGCUCAAAUCAAGAAAGCCCUAGCAAUUCCUGAAGGGAAGGCCGGAGGGAAAAGGGAUCUGGAUUUAGGAAAUGUUUGGUUCUGCAUCAUGAUGCCAAACCAGCAGCAAAGAUCAAGAUUGAAGAAGCAAGCAAGACUUGUGAGCAACAGAGGCUCCCAGUAG
Cylindrotheca closterium is the source of this 549-nucleotide messenger RNA. The record is from the annotation of a GenBank genome assembly. NCBI's taxonomy places the organism in Eukaryota, Bacillariophyta, Bacillariophyceae, Bacillariales, Bacillariaceae.